Mustela lutreola (European mink) is the source of this 3578-nucleotide messenger RNA. Its product is annotated as anoctamin-7-like. The coding region runs from base 2435 to 2833 and encodes 132 amino acids. The record is from RefSeq and is a predicted model, not a curated record. Lineage: Eukaryota; Metazoa; Chordata; Mammalia; Carnivora; Mustelidae. The transcript has 7 exons.
CAAAGGCUGGGGCAGUGGGGAUGGAGAAGCUGGGGUUCUACUCCAGUCUGAAUGUAGGGGUAGAUCCGGAGAGCUGAGGGUGGGGAGGGGCUCCAGAAGGAAGGCGAAGGAGAACUAGGACCUUGAACCAUUCACUUCAAUUCCUGCGUGUUCCUCUGUAAAAUGAAGAUAACAACACCCGCUUCUGGGAGUUGUAAGUAAAUGGUAUGUAAAUGUUCAGCGCUGCACCAGGCACCACCUGAGGGGCACCAUAAAGGCUGGCUAUGAUCUUCCACGUUGUUCUUAUGGUAGUGGUGGCUGUUCCUGGGCUGAGAGCAGCAGAGGGGCUGCCACACUGCAUACUCACCCAGGGAUGGGCGGCUGGUGGGCAGAGGGAGGGGCAGCCCAGCUGGGCCGACGGAGAAUGGAGACACUCCUGGCACCUGCAACUGCAGGUUGCAAGGGACUCCUCUCCCCCGCACUUCCGUCCUGUUGCGCCCAGGACGGCAAUGGCACUGAGGACAAGGACCCGGACCACGCCCGUCUCUGCCCGUCCUGCGUCAGCAUUUGUGCCUCAGAAUCCAGGGCAACCUUUUCCUAGACGGGAAAACCAAACUCGGUGAGACUUGGGCCAGACAAGACUCUUGCCCCACAUCACCCGAGCCCAGAGUAGCCAACGGACGGCCCUCUCUUAAGUCCCCUCUCCCUCUGUGAGCAAGCCUGUGGCAUCUCUGGUCCGUUGCUUGCAACGGGCAGUGGGUAGUUCCCCCUUAGAAACAAACCCAAUUCCUCUUGCUGCAGCGCAACCUACUUCCUUUAAUUCUGGCUUCAGUGGGACUGAUAAACCCAGUCCCCUGCCUCCCGCCCGGGAGAGAAAGAGGCGGACCCUUCCUAACUACUGUCCUCCCUGCCAUGGCGUAGUCUUCGUGCUCUUAAGGGAUGGGCAGCUGUGCCCUCUCCUCCCGCGCGGCGGCGCUCGCAGUGUGCGCUCCAGUGAAACCAGUGGAGACGGGCUGAGCCGGCUGGGUACCCGAAGCUGAGCGCGGGCUCCCCUAACAAGCUCUGGGACCUGCGCAAGCGACUGCACCACCUCAUCUGUAAAAUGGACUUUACUGUCGUGUCAGCCCCUCAGAGGGGCUGAUGCUUUAGUGGGCGAAGUGUGCACAGCGCUCAGCCUGACACACUGGAGAUGCCCAAUACUUGGGAAACAGCAGCCACUGCUCGAGGACGCCGGCCCGCUCAGCGUGUAUCCACGUUUAUAAAACGGGGGCGCUAGUUCCCUCCUCGUUUGAAUUUCAAACGAGAAAAGGCGCGUCAAAAUGCUUUUGAAGGCGGAAAGGACCCUCGCGCACGACGGGAUCUGUCAGCCCCAGCCGGGGUCUCAAGGCCCGAUCCAACCUGGCCUCGGACGGCUCGGAAGAACCGCUGCGACGCCUGCGCCUGCCUAUACAACUCUCUGCAGCUACACGUGGCCAAGCCGGGGGGACUAUCCAGCGCUCCCAGCCCGCAACUCCCUGCAAGCUACGUGAGGGGGCGGGGCCUUCCGCGGAGGGGCGGGGCGCUUGGCUCCCAAGUUCUUCAGAAAAGCAACUCCCGCCUCCCUCAUGCUAUGUCUUCAGCCAUUCUGUGUUCUAGCGGCUCCUGAUACCUGAUUCCCACCUCUUCAGUACCCCCUCAGCUGUCCAUCUGGCUGGAACACACCAGCCCAGGCUGAGCUUCGUGGGUAGAUGGGCUCUCUGGCUUUAGCAACUGCUACGUCUCCACCCUCUGCCCCAGCCUAGAAAUUAGACCCUGUAAUCCCAUUGUGUUAGGUCUGACCCCUGCUCUGCUCACCGAUUCCUAGGCAGUGCGUCCUACCACUCGUACUUCUCCAACACACAGAGACAUGAAUGGCAAGACAGCUGCCUGGGGAGGGUGGACCUGGGACCUUAUGGGGAGGAAGCUGAUGUCAGGAUCCUCUCAGGCAGGUGGCAGUCAAUGGGGAGCAGAAAGCCAUAGCCUGUCUGCUGGCCGGAGUCUGCGCUACAGGCUUCCCACUGCGUGAAGGAGAGAAGACAGAGCUCAGCCCUCUUCUGCUGCUGGGGCAUCAGGAGGGAAUUCUGGGACUGCCCUGCAGCCCUCCCUCUGUUCAUCUGCCUAGGACCCCUUUGCACUGCCCGGGUAUCAGGUGCCUGAGGCACACCCCAACCCUCACCGAUUGCUGCACUCAUCCUAGGCCUCCUGGCGAUGCUGGCACAGGCACCAACCCUUACACCUUGUAUGAGAAUACUUUGGGGAGACGGUGGCCAUCGACUUUGGCUAGCUGGGCUGCUUCUCUAUCUGGCAACUGUGUUCUUCAGCAUCUUCAUGUCCUUCUGAGCCCUUCUGAGCCACAGCCUUCCUGCAGCACUGGAAGGGCAAGAGCAUCCCCUUGGCCCACCACUAGGACCUCAGUGGCUUCCAGGAAGAGGAAGUGAUGCCCAGCGCAGCCUGCCAGGUCCGGAACUCCACUUCCCAGAAUUCUCAGAAACCACAAGGCAUGCUGGGAAGAGCCCAGACCAGAGACCAUCAUUCCAGGUUCCCCUGCGAGUCUUGGAGGCCAGAGGCUGAGCAGGGGAACCUCACCCUCUUCUACUGGAAGCUACUGGCCCUGCGUCUGGGCUUCAUCGUCGCCUUCGAGCACGUGGUGUUCGUGCGCCUCCUCGUCUGGCUCGUGCCCGACGUUCCAGCCGCCCUGGUGACCAAAAUAAAGCGCGAGCGCUGUCUGGUCGUGCAGGAGCCUGCGGACAACCGGGAGCAGGGGCACUGUCCCCAGAGCCCGGGACCCGGGGCGAGUGAGGCGGAACGGUCUUUCAAGAAUCCUGGGCUCUCCUGAUGCUUCCUUCCCCUUGGGGGGGGGGGGUCUUCUGCCUCUGGCAGGGGGUCUGGGCAGUACCUUGGCCAGCGGCCCCAACGUCGGCCUCUGAACUGGACUGUGAGGAUUAAAGCUCUCUGAAGACCGCUAGUCUCGCAUUGCCUCCCUCUCCCUGUCGCAGUCUCCUUUUCCACGUGCAGUGCUGGCAACAAACCUCUCUGCCCCCCAGGGUGCCGCCUCUCCACGGACACUUGGUUUACACACACACGCUGUGCAGUGUCUCUUCAUCAUGUCUGCGUGCUCUAGAGAUCGAGGGAGUGGAGGGACGCUAAUCACUCAGUACUGAAUGGUCACCCGUUGGUAGGGGAUCUGGGCCCUGGACACCUGCCCCAUAUGCUCAAGAAGGCCUGCAGUGUAUGAGUAAUAGUAAGAGGGUUUAAGUUAGGGGAGCUGAAACACCUCCCAAUGGACGUUUACACACUUUUCACCAGAUCUUCCCAAAAGCCUGGUCACGUGGUCCUGGGCUGUGGCUUAGGACAGAGGUUGGUGGCUGAGUCAAAGACCUGGGCUUGAGUAUGAGUUCUGACACCUAUUGGCUGUAUGAACUUGAGCAAGUGAUUUAAUCCUUUGGGCCUUAGUUUCAUAUCUAUAAAAUAGAGACUUCAUAGAGCUGAUGAGAGAUUGAAUGGGAUAAUCCCCCCUGAUUUAACAUGUACUUGUGGGAGCAAUAACAGGGUCGUGGCCAAGAGUAAAUGAAUACAGUAUA